Cyprinodon tularosa is the source of this 1263-nucleotide messenger RNA. RefSeq lists its product as uncharacterized. Gene Ontology annotation, biological process: response to bacterium. The record is from RefSeq and is a predicted model, not a curated record. Bases 1 to 1035 code for a protein of 344 amino acids. Lineage: Eukaryota; Metazoa; Chordata; Actinopteri; Cyprinodontiformes; Cyprinodontidae. The transcript is spliced from 6 exons.
AUGACUCUGCUGUGGUUUAUACCAUUUCUUCUUCAUCAAGGAUAUACUUUAGUUCCUGUCAUCACAGUUCAGCUUGGGGAUCCUAUAUCUUUGACUUGCCUUUUAACUGGAAAGGUUCAGGUUCACUGGUACAAGCAGAGUGCAGGAACUACCCUAAAAUUAAUUGCAAGGGUAUAUCAAAGUAAGAAUCCCAUCUAUGGACAGGGAUUUUCAGCCUCAAGAUUUGAAAUUACAUAUAAUGAAAACAAAAGCGAGUUGAUAAUUUUGUCAACGGUUGAACAAGAUGAGGGGAUGUAUCACUGCGCUCAUAUAGAUUGGACUCAAUCUACUUGGACUGGGACUUAUUUGACAUUGAGAAGAAACUCUCACAAGACAUCAACCUACACUGUUGUUCAGGAGAAAUCUGUUUCUGAUCCCACCGGUCCAACAAACGUAGAGACUCUGCAGUGUUCAGUCCUGUCUUACUCUGAAAACAGAACUUGUUCAGGAGAACCUAGUGUGUUCUGGUUCAGAACCAGAUCAGACACAUCCUAUCCAGACGUCAUAUACAUCGAUGAAAAAAUAAAUCAAAAUUGUGAAAAGCCAUCAGAUAAUCAGAAGAAAUGUGGUUACAACUUCUCUAAGAAAGUCAGCUCCUUUGAAGUAGACACCUAUUAUUGUGCUGUGGCUACAUGUGGAGAGAUAAUAUUUGGAAAUGGAACCAAAGUGGCGAAGAGCAAUCAAGACAAAACAAGUGGUGAAAAGACUGUGUGGAUGAUCAUUUUAAUCAGCUUGGCCAUUUCUGUAAUCUUCAAUAUUAUUUCUAUUUUUUACUGUACUCGAAGAUCAGUCUGUAUCCAAUGUAAAGAAAGUUUAUCUUCUCAACCAAAUCACAGGAACUUAAGACAACCAAUAGCUGAGAGCGAAAAUAGGCAGGAUCUAGAUUAUGCUGCGUUGCAUUUCUCUGGAGGGAAGGAGCAAAACGGAAAGAAGAAAAGGCAGCUGAAGACGGAAGAAAGUAUAUAUUCACAAGUGAUAUUCAAUAGUGAUAGUUAACAUAGGAAUAUGCUUGACAAGUCAAGUGACAGAUGCCAGUAUCAUAAACUCUAGACCUAUGCUGAACUCUGACAUUCUGAAUUAUCGCAAAAAAAUGUUAAAUAUUUUGAGUUUUAUUUUAAAUUAAUGACAACAAUGAAGUUUUGGUAAUUGUAAUUGUAGCAAGGUUUGCUGUUUUAUUAGGAUAGUAUUGGUAGAAGGAAAUAUCUUUCUUGGAAAUUAAUAUUC